Messenger RNA from Microthlaspi erraticum, 2769 nucleotides. Lineage: Eukaryota; Viridiplantae; Streptophyta; Magnoliopsida; Brassicales; Brassicaceae. The record is from the annotation of a GenBank genome assembly.
AUGAAGAAAAACACUGAAGUCUUCGAUUUCAAUGAAGAGGACGAGCUCGCUGAGUCUACUGCUGGAAAGUUGUUGGAAAAAUUCGCAAACCCUAGUCCGUCCAAUUCUCCGGCUCUGCAACGCCAACGCAUCCAAAGCUUUUGCCAGGACAAACGUGUUCAUAAAGAAGAAAUGGAAGGCACAAGCUGUGCAGAGGCUGCUACUCCUAUAGCCGAUCAUCUUUGUGAAGAUGCUCCGACUUUAGUAACAGAAGCUGAUGAGUCAACCAGAGACCAUUUGAGUACAGAUGUAGAUCAAGAUAAUGAUGGAGUGAUAUUUGGUUUGAAUACCGAAGACCAUGCAAAAGAAACAGAUGUGGAUCACGGUAAUCAUGGACUGAUGUUUAAUUUGAGUACUGAAGACCACAUAGAAGAAACAGAUGUAGAUCAUGGACUGGAAAGUUUCUCUUGCCAGCCAGACGCUAAAAGUUUCUACGCUGAGACGUCAUCAUACAGUCAACCGCAGCUAAGAUCACCCUUUUCAGAUUCUUCAUCCAGUGAGGAGGAGGAGCAGAACGAUAUGAUGUCAGCUAUUGAUGAAAGCUUGAGUGAUCGAUCAGAAUUGAGCCAGGAUUCUGAUUCAGAAAGUGAUGAAGAAGAUUGGAUGGCUGAACACUGCUUCGAUGAUAUGGAAAAGAUUGACAGAAGCACGGCUGUUAUCAUGAUUCCAGAGUAUGUUGUACUUAAGGAUAUGCCUUGUGCUGCAUCUCUGGUAAUCUUUUCAAGCAAUGGCGUCAAAAUAAAGAGUUAUCAUGAAAAUAAUGAAGAAACCCCAUUCUCUUGUGAAUUUGGAGUUGAAGAUAUAGUUAGUAUUCAAAACAACUGGUACCAAAAUAUUGGAUUGAUCAUUCUCAAAAUCCGAGUUCUAUUGAAAGAUGAAGAAGGCCAUGAAGAUAUGCAACAACACACCACAGACAUCGAGGAGUUAAAGUUUGCUGUUAAAGAACUCAAUUGGCCUGAGAAGCAACAAAAAAUUAACUCGCUUCAUGUGAAAUACCCGGCUGUAUGGAAUGCUGACCUCACUGAUGACGUGGAAGUAUCAGGGGACAACUUGCAUCAGAAGAAGCGUUAUUUUCCACGAUUUGAUGAACCAUUUGAGGAUGUUAUCUAUCCAAAGGGAGACCCAGAUGCUGUUUCCAUUUGCAAUAGAGAUGUUGAGCUCUUGCAGCCAGAGACUUUUGUGAAUGACACUAUCAUUGACUUCUAUAUUAAUUAUUUGAAGAAUCAGAUUCAACCGGAGGAAAAACAUAGAUUUCAUUUCUUUAACAGCUUUUUCUUCCGGAAACUUGCUGAUCUCGACAAAGAUCCAUCAAGUAUAGCAGAUGGAAAGGCUGCUUUUCUACGUGUCCGGAAGUGGACAAGGAAGGUGGACAUGUUUGGGAAGGACUACGUUUUUGUGCCGGUGAACUUCAAUCUUCACUGGAGUUUAAUAGUCAUAUGUCACCCUGGUGAAGUGGCUAAUUGUACAGAUAUAGACUUGGAUGACUCUACAAAAGUACCAUGCAUAUUACAUAUGGAUUCUAUAAAAGGGAGCCAUGCAGGGCUUAAGAAUCUAGUCCAAAGUUACUUGUGCGAGGAGUGGAAGGAGAGGCAUAAGGAUACAUCGGAUGAUAUUUCUUCCAGAUUCAUGAAUUUGCGGUUUGUAUCACUUGAGUUGCCACAGCAGCAAAACUCAUUUGAUUGUGGCCUCUUUCUGCUGCACUAUUUGGAGCUAUUUCUUGCCGAAGCUCCCGAUAAUUUUAGUCCUUUCAAGAUAUAUAAUGCUUCCAACUUCCUUUAUCUGAACUGGUUUCCUCCUGCCGAGGCUUCAUUGAAGCGUACUCUGAUUCAGAAGUUAAUUUUUGAACUCCUUGAAAACCGUUCACGGGAAGUUAGGAACGAACAGGACCAGUCCUGUGAAAGUCCAGUGGCGGCUGAUAAUAACGAUACGGGGAUCGAGGUUCUUUCGGAGAGAUGCAGCCCCUUGAGAGACUGUAACGGGAAUAUGACACAGACGGAAGACGAUCAAGGAAUCGAAAUGACUCUGCUUGAAAGAUCUUCCAUGAGGAACAUGCAGGUUGCUAAUGAUUCCGGUAUGGUUCUAAGGGAUUUAUUCGACUCAGGAGCCAACAACACAGGAUCGUUACUUGGACAACUACAAGAAACAUUCGAGGAACCAUCUACGUUUUAUCAUCUUAGUAACGACUCAUUGCCAAGAGAGCAAGUAGAGAUGGAAGGUGAUGAUCAGUUUAUGAGUCUCAACUCUGGAGAGGGAAACUUUCAACGCAUCGCUGGAGCUGCAUCUACGUCAUCCUUUUCAUGGAACCUUGAUAUUACGCCGGAGCAGAAAGAAGAUGAGGUUGAUUCGUUAUCUGAAACUUCAAAAAGCAUAUCUAAUGAUUCAGAAGAUUUCGGUAUCAUAGAAGACAAGCCAAUGGAAGACAUUCACGAAGAAGAAACCGGUGAGAGUCCACCAAGAGAGACGGUCUCUGCAACCGUGGGAUCUAACACUGAGAACAAAGAGGUCGUUUCUGCUCACGACGAGCUCGUGGGUCCAUCGAGUCAAGAUGACGUAGACGAGGAGAAACCAUUGGAGCUUGAUCUUGGAAUUGGGGACAAGACGAGUGAAGAUCUUGGGGAUGAUUGUGAUGAGAAGGAGAAGGAGAGGGAGCCAAUGGAGGAAGAAGAUGAGAAGCGAGCUGCAAAACGGCCAAGGCUAUCUUCCACAGACGAAGUUGAGGAGAUGGAGUAA